Molecule: messenger RNA, 2298 nt
Organism: Volvox carteri f. nagariensis
Lineage: Eukaryota; Viridiplantae; Chlorophyta; Chlorophyceae; Chlamydomonadales; Volvocaceae
Exons: 13
Coding region: 1-2298 (765 amino acids)
Source: RefSeq, a predicted model, not a curated record
AUGGAUGCACGCGUGGCUGCAUACAUUUUUCGCUGGCUGUGGACGGUGGGAGUGAGGUCUGCCAUUGGCGGAAGGACAAGUACGCCCAGCGCGGUUGGCAUGAUUCAGGCGUAUCAGGCGGUGGUUGCAGCCGUGGACCAGACCGCAGGCAGCGGGAUGCGCUGGGAGCAUCUGACUGGGGCAGCGGGUGCACCUUGUGCGUCCAUCAGGGAGGAGCUACAGAUUGGCUUGCUCAGGUGGAUUGAAGCUCAUGGUGCAGGCACAAACGGGCUUGAGUGCACACCACCGGCUGUUGGAGGUGCUGCAGCUGGACGCGGUGAUGACACGUGUGAUGGUCACACUAGUGCUGGGCAGUGUGCCAGUCAAGCAGGGCGACCUCGAUGCUCUGCAAUGGUCAAGCGGGCCACCAAGGCGGCUGGGAGUGAGCUGCAAGCUGGUGGCACCAUGUCUGCUUUGAGUGGGCAGCAGGCGACGUUGCUGUUUGUGAAAGUUGAGCUGGCCGACAUCCAGUGCAGCAACCUUGGACCAAACCAGCUCGACAGUGGCAGGGUCGUCCACCUGCACACAGCAAUGUCACCUGCUUCCCGCACAAAGCAGGCAUGGCACCCCCAGAUUGCAGCUCCCAGCCGCCUCAGCAGCCUGCUUGACCAGUGGGGCGGUGCCACACACCACGACCAGAGCGCCAGUCUCAUGUCGGACCUGCAUGGGCUCCAGGCACUUUACAUGCAGAAAUGGUCGGACACUGGGGCAGCAGCGACCGCAGCGGCCACCGGGACAGCUCAGGGUGGCACGGCAGCAGCUACAGGUGCAAGGCGCAAGCAGGGCGACCCGCACCAGACUGCCUCAAAUGCCAAGGCAGGCACGCACCUCUGGUUCUCCCUGGAGGCGGGUUUCUUCCUCCACCCCAACCGUGAAGGCAAUUACCCCAUCGAUGCCCUGGCCAACAUGGCUGGCAUGAUGAGCCAGUGUGCAAGCAGCCUGCCGACCCUCAAGGACCACCAAAGCCUGUACCUGACUUACACUGACAAGCUGUCUGCCUUUGGCAGCCACGCCUCUCCAGUUGUGCCAAUCGGCCUGUUUAUGGCCAUGGGAGUAAGCAGUAGGCACGAACUCUGCAAGUGGUGUGUCCGACCAUUUCUGCGUGUAAAGUGCCUGGAGCCCACACAGAGCUGCUGCAGUGGGUACUUCUGGUCGGGCGCCACCUGCCCAAUGCCCAGAACGAGCCAGGGGGCCUUGCUCCUCUGGCAACCCCGCACAACCAUGGGUGCAUCUGCCAGCAUCCGGGAUGCCGGGGAGCUCCUGCAGAUGUACUGGUCUAAGGUAGCCAGGGAGAAAACCUCGUGGAUGUGGCCGCAGGCUCACCUGAUCACGGAUACUGCACAAAGGCUGUUCGGGAUCAGCCAGGAGGGCCUGGCCGUCGGCGGGCCCAUGCCUGGCAAGGUGACCGCCACCAGCAACUUCAUGACGCAGUUUCAGAAGAAGGUCUUGGACAAGGUCCUGCGACCGUCAACUAUAACUGAAGGCCACGGUGCUGUGGCAGCUGCAGUGGGAGCUGAGGCGGUGGAUGCUGCAGCUAACAAUGGUGCUGGUGCAGCAGCAAGAGCAGCUGCCGGGGACCACAAACAGGUGGUGGGUGGUGGAGAGGCUGCUGCCAUGGGUGCACAUGCCGUGGAUGGCGGCACUGGUGGCGGCUGCACAGCAGGCGUCGCAGCAGCAGCAACCACAGGGGGGGACACCGGCACAGGUCCCAGGCAGGGCGAGGCGGGCGUUGCCCAGGUAGCAAACCUAGCAGCUGAAACUGCCCAGGCCAUGCAUCCCAGGGGUGGCAGGACCAGUGCUGUGCGCGGCCCUGCCACCGUAGGGACCAGUGUGGAUGCGGGCAUGGCAACAGCCCAGGCCCCAGUUGAGGUCACAGGGUGCGUGGAGAGCAACACAGGCGGUGGAGCCGAGGAGGCAUGGGUGUCUGGAGAGAACGAUGUGAUUGAGGACGAGGAUACCACCAACUACGAUGCGUUCAAGGAGUGGGUCGGCGAGGUGCCAAGAGCAGCUAAGGGCGAAGCUGGCAAGCACAGGCGGGGUGGCGGUGAUGACGACGACCUGGGUGCAAGGUCGGGGCGCAAGGUUGGAAAUAAACGGCAGAAGGGGAACAAGGGUGCAGGCCGGGGCAGGGGUGCAAGCAAGGGGACCGCCAGAGGUGCAGGGAAGGGCGGUGCAGGCAAGGGAGGGCGGAGGGGGCAGACAGAGGAGGGUAGCUCGGAGGGUGGGUCGGACACUGGGUUGGCAGGGGUACUAUACUAG